GUAAACAUUUUGAACGAGUUGAAAAUGACAGCUGAGCAACGUCUGUUUUAUGAAGAAAGCUGUUUAUGUUUGUGCCUUUCCAAUUGCAAGUGAGUGAAAACCCGUCUUUUAAGGUGCAUCCCGUGCCAAUGUUUCGUUCUAUCAAUACAACAAUGGAUGACCAAACGAAAUUGUGCCGCGUCUGUCUAGGGGAAGGUGCGCGAUACAUUUUCCAUUCCAGCUUGGUUAACGAUGAACAGUGCUCCGUGGCUUCAAUCAACUUCAUCGCAGACAAGCUUCGCUUUGUGCUGUUGCUGCCCAUCAAUGAACACGACGGAUUAGCGAUGUGGAUUUGUGAUCUAUGCCUCGUCCAGCUGAACGUGGCCUACCAAUUUAAGCGGCUUGCGCUCGAGUCAGACCAAAAACUGCGUCAUUUUGAAGCUAGCCAUCAGGAACCGUGCGUCGAAAUCAGUAAUGCCAUAACCUAUCAUAGUGACUUUCCGGACAGCUGUUUGGAUAUUGGUCCGACGGUCAAGCACGAGACCGAAGCCUCUCCUUAUUCGGGUGACCAUUCCGAUGUAAUGGUAUUGCCAAAAAUAGCCUCCGUUGAAAGUUGCUCUAUGGAAGAGUUUGUCGCAGAUUCAAUUAGUGUCUCUCCGAAAAGCUGUAAAGACAAGCAAAAGGAAUCUACCGGUAUGGUGACGUUAAAUAUCGAUCCCACGAAUCCUGAGGAAGAUAAAGCUUUUAUUCAAUCGAUAAUCCAAACACCCUUCUUGAUUUCUGUAGCAAAAUCAUCUCCACGCACAGACUUAUUGUGCGGUAAUAAAGCUAGAGACACGGGCAAAAGAUCACCGCUGACAGCAACCUCAACGAAAGGAAAACCGAAGAAAGCUACCAGCAAGCGCCAAGAGAACAAACCAGCCAACCAUCAGGAGCCACCUAGCAUUGACGAAACAGAUUUGACUUCUCUACAGUCCGAUGGGAAGGUGAACAAAACGCCUCCUUCGAAGACGAACAAGAAAAUGGCCUCCCUGAUGAAGAGCCUAACGAUCAAUAUGGUUGCUCAGAAGACACCAUUGACGCCAAAUUACGUGGAAUGUCCCACGAUAGAAGAUCAGGAUGACAUGCCUAUCGCGAAGAAAGUGAAACUAAGGCGCAAUUCUGUGUGUGCAUCGAACUACUACCAAUCCCGGUGGUAGUGGCCAGAACAAAAUUGGUUCAUCAGCAGCUUGCUCGAGAUAUUAACACGAUAGACUGGAUGAAAACAGGAAUAAGUGCGAUUUAUAAUGACGACGCAGAUUUGGUAAUCGGCAGUAUGGAUUUUUUUAAAAUUUCAUCUCAUUUAUACUUGUGGUAUUUUACCGGUACAAAUUAAGCCUUAAUUAAAUAAAGAAAACUGUUCUAUUCAUGG
This is a messenger RNA of Anopheles coustani, 1390 nucleotides long. RefSeq lists its product as uncharacterized. Lineage: Eukaryota; Metazoa; Arthropoda; Insecta; Diptera; Culicidae. The record is from RefSeq and is a predicted model, not a curated record. The transcript is spliced from 3 exons. Gene Ontology annotation, molecular function: zinc ion binding. Bases 66 to 1178 code for a protein of 370 amino acids. Gene Ontology annotation, cellular component: nucleus.